Messenger RNA from Truncatella angustata, 1979 nucleotides. Its product is annotated as general substrate transporter. The transcript is spliced from 4 exons. Gene Ontology annotation, biological process: transmembrane transport; carbohydrate transport. Gene Ontology annotation, molecular function: carbohydrate:proton symporter activity. The record is from RefSeq and is a predicted model, not a curated record. NCBI's taxonomy places the organism in Eukaryota, Fungi, Ascomycota, Sordariomycetes, Amphisphaeriales, Sporocadaceae. The coding region runs from base 245 to 1789 and encodes 514 amino acids. Gene Ontology annotation, cellular component: membrane.
CUUGCAUGUCGAUCGGCAGAUCCACCUGAUAUAAAUGGUUUACAAUUGAGCGCAUCUCUUUUUUUUGCCAUGCUUAUGGCAAUUCAUGCACGUCAUUUGACACAGCCACUAGACUAGUCCUUGUAUCAAAUACUGAGCGCCUUGGGAGUAUAUCAGUCAAUUAAGAAUACCCUGUCUUGAAUUCCAAUCUUCGAGGCUAUUUCUCUUCGUUCAUCUGCAUAAGCUGUUAUUCGACAUCUACAGCAUGUCUAAUCAUGAUGACCAGACUAGCGUAUACAAUCGUUGGGUAAUCGCUUUUGCCGCUCUUGGAUCUACUACUUACGGAUACGGCGCCGCUGUUUUUGGGGCCACAAUUGGGCAACCAGGAUGGUAUCAGUUCUUUGGCCUGCCUCCGAACGGCGAGCCGGGCUAUGUGACUGUCACAACCCCUGUGAUAGCGACAGCAAAUGGGCUGCUCAGUGCUGGCGCAGCAUGUGCUUGCCUCAUUAUGAUGUGGUCUGGCGACUAUUUCGGACGCAUUCGUAACAUACAAGCAGGUUGCUUCCUAGGCCUUCUCGGCGGUGCAUUGCAAGGUGGAUCCACGACGCUGGCCAUGUUCCAAGCUGGUCGGUUCAUCAUGGGAUUGAGCAUUGGGACAAUGGUGACCAUCACCCCAAUGUAUCUCUCCGAGAUAUCCAGUCCUCGUUCACGCGGAUGGUUGGUCGGGCAUCAUGCCAUCUUCCUCGUGUUCGGCUAUAUGCUUUCUGGCUGGGUCAGCUACGGGGUGUACUUUGCAUCUAAUCUUGAGUUUGGCUGGCGCUUUCCCUUGUGUCUGCAAGUAGCACCUCCCCUAAUACUCCUGCUUGGUUCUCCUUGGCUACCUAGAUCACCACGCUGGCUAGCUUUCAGAGGAAAAGAUGAUGAAGCAUGGCGGGUGCUCCGACGACUACGCAAGUGCGCAACGGACCAGAGCGAUAUAGUUGCCAAGAAGGAGCUGUUACAGAUACAGGAACAGAUCAAGCUAGAUCGGGAGAAGCUAAGUGCUUGGGGUGGCCAUCCGUGGAAAGCCGUGUUACUGAAGAAAAGCUACCGCAAACGAAUGAUAAUAGGUUUCCUGACUCAAUGGGGGGCUGAAUUUGGUGGACCACUUGUCAUUAAUAACUACUCCGUAAUUCUCUAUAACGGAUUAGGUCAGACCGGUCCCAUGCCCCUAUUGCUCUCGGCAGUCUGGCUCACAUUCGCCGGCGUGAUCUUGAAUCCUGGUGGAGCUUGGCUGCACGACAGGGUUAACUCGCGACGGUGGAUGUAUAUGAUCGGAUUUAUAGGAGUUGCCAUCACCACAGCCUGUCUAACAGCAAUGAUUGCCUGUUUCGGGGGCACUGACAACAAGAUUGGCAAUGGCGCAGGGAUUGCCUUCAUCUUUCUCUACCUUGUUUUCCAGGGUACGUUCUGUGACACGACCAUGUACAUAUACAUAUCCGAAAUAUUUCCCACGGAGAUCCGUUCCAUAGGUAUGGGCUGGUCUUUAUUGGGACAAUUCAUCGCUACCAUAAUCCUUCUGCAAACAGCGCCUCUAGCAUUUGCGUCCGUGGGCUGGAGAUUCUUUUUGUUGAUAAUAUGUUGGAGUAUAGUAUUUGUGCCUGUUAUUUACUUCUACUUUCCAGAGACCGCGGCACUGUCCCUGGAAGCAGUUGAGCAGCAAUUUGGCGACGAGAUCGCCCCCGUUAUUCAACAACAAAAUCUCGAAAAGGGGGCGGGACGGACUAACGUCGCCAGUGAGGAGAAUUCUGCCCGACAGAUUCGGGUAUGAACAGUAAUAACGAUUGUGCCAAGGGAGUUGCCAAUGCAAGAGAGUGGAAUGGUGCAGAGUCUUGAAGGCGUUCCAUGCCCUUCCAUUUAUGAGAGAUGCGGGGUGCAUGUCGACACUGCCACAGAGCGUGAAUCUUGCCCAAAGCUUUGUUUAUGAUCCCCGCACUGAAUCUGCGAUAUUACAUGUCUGU